GUUGUGUCUGGUUCCGGCUCCGGUUCAAAUUCGAAACGUCUCCGAUCCGCUGUUAAAAAAAUGAAUGCCCAAUCUGUGGUGCGUCGGCAUCAGCACAGUUUUUCCAUCGAACAGAUUCUGGCCAAGCCCGAGCCACAUAAUCCCAGCAACUAUGUCGAUCAAGCGACCAACUUUCAAGUGAUCCAUGAUCAUCAAUCGCAGCUAAGUCACAAUGAUAGUAUUUCACGGGUUUCCAGUCCGGCCACUUCCAGCUGUCUAGAUGACAAUCUAGAGGAUGGAAAAAGUGAUAUAGAGCUUGCGUCGGAUGACGGCAGUGCGCACGAGGAUCGCAAGAAGCGUCCACGAACCGCCUUCUCCGCUGCUCAGAUCAAAGCACUGGAAACGGAAUUCGAGCGUGGCAAAUAUUUAUCGGUGGCCAAACGCACAGCGCUGGCCAAGCAGCUUCAGUUAACCGAAACGCAGAUAAAGAUCUGGUUCCAGAACCGGCGCACCAAGUGGAAGCGCAAGUACACCUCGGAUGUGGAAACACUUGCCUCCCACUACUACUCCCAACUGGGUAUGGGCGGUCUUGCACGUCCCAUGGUCGUUGGCGAUCGUCUCUGGCUAUUUAGCCAAACUCCCGCUGGACCUACGCCCAUUCAGUCCAUCAUGUUGAACGGUAGCGGUGCCGCAGCGCCCAUGCGCCCAUAUGGAGCAGCGCCUGUGAAUGCGCCCGGUAUGCCACCGCUGCAUGGCUCGAGUGUGAUCGAGAGUGCCAGGAAUGCAAUACUGUCGCGGGGACAGCCGCUUAACUAUACGCUGCCCUUUGGCUUGGCCAAGCCAUCACCAGCCCCACCACCGCCACCGGGUGCAGUUGGCACCAUCGUGCCUCGCUGCAAGCCCUAUGCCAGCAGCUUUGUGAAUUAUGCGGCGCCAGAUGCACACAGUGAAGCCUAUUUGCAGCUGAAAUACGCGACGCUGCCACCGGAAACGGAGGCGGAUGCCAGCAAUGGACUGGCCGAGUUGGAGCGCGUAUUUGGCGAUGCCAAUGCCAAUUUUCUGUUGCACAAAGGCCAACCAGCUGUGAGCAACAUUAACAGCAGCACAUCCUCUGCUGGCUAUGGGCACGAAGGACUCGCGCAUGCACAACGCAAUCGCCGAGCCACACAAUCCGAGUCCGAGUGCAGCGACAUUGAUUGCGAGCAACUGGACGAGGAUGAGGAUGCUGUUGAGCAGUAGAUUUAAAUA
This is a messenger RNA of Drosophila grimshawi, 1227 nucleotides long. It is a transcript of the gene lms, whose product is annotated as ventral anterior homeobox 2. The record is from RefSeq and is a predicted model, not a curated record. The coding region runs from base 61 to 1218 and encodes 385 amino acids. The transcript has 3 exons. Gene Ontology annotation, molecular function: DNA binding; DNA-binding transcription factor activity, RNA polymerase II-specific. Lineage: Eukaryota; Metazoa; Arthropoda; Insecta; Diptera; Drosophilidae. Gene Ontology annotation, biological process: central nervous system development; regulation of DNA-templated transcription; neuron differentiation.